This is a messenger RNA of Prorocentrum cordatum, 1767 nucleotides long. Lineage: Eukaryota; Dinophyceae; Prorocentrales; Prorocentraceae. The record is from the annotation of a GenBank genome assembly.
AUGCACGCCGCAGUCUACAAGGACCAGGCGAAGCACGGCGGCAAGCUCAAGGACGUGACGCUGCAGAAGUUCAGGCGGCAGAUCGACGUGCUCAACGAGCUGAUGGAGCCGCUGACGCCGCCUGCCGACAAGACACUGUGGCACCCAACCCUCGAGAAGGUGAAGCCCCAGAGGAUAUUCAUGCAGCUGCUCGACUACUCCAAGACCGCCAACGGGCAGCCAGGUCCGGACGUCUCGGACGGCAUGCUCUACGUGGUGACUGAGCUGGCACAGUACAGUCUGAAGGAUUUCCUCUCCCAGAGGCGCGAGACGAAGAACCCGCUCUCUGCAGAGGAGGUCAAAAACGUGGCCAAGGCGAUCGUCAUCGCCAUGGCAGGCCUGCAUGCCAAGGGCUUCGUUCAUAUCGAUAUGAAGCCGGAGAACAUGAUGAUGUUCAAUGGACGCUUGAAAGUAAUCGAUGUCGACGGCUGCGUCAGGGCGGGGACCAAGAUCUCCAUCCAAGACUCCUCGAUCUCGUUCUCUCCGUGCUACUGCUCCCCAGAGUGGGCCAAGUUUCUGAUCAAGGACAACCAGCCACUGAUCGUGGCGAGUCCAGCGCUGGAUGUCUGGAGUGUUGGCAUGACGCUGUGCGAGCUGGUUUCGAUGGACGCUAUUCUGAAGCCGCAGUACGCCAACUUCUUGCGAAACGCAUCCUCCCACCGAGAGGCUGGCUUCAUGUUCAUGGAGUGGCUCAGCGGCGUGAAGAAGGCGCCCGUGCCGCGCAGCGUCGAGAGGUUCGACAAGGGUCUCUUCGAGAUGAUCACCCAGUGGCUGCUGAUCAGCAACCAGGCCACUAGGAAGAGUUGCGCACAGUCGCUAUCAAGCCCAUACAUAAGCUCCAUCGGUGACUCGAGUGAGAAGGACGACAGCCACACCGCCAUCAGCCAGACAGAGGCGCCUGUCCGCAGAUUCCGGAAUCGGCCCGAGGACUCCUCGACCGAGAAGCCGCUGUACAGGGGCACCCUCUGGAAGCUCAACACCAACGGCGACCCCAAGGACGAGAACCUGUGGAUCAAGCGCGACAUGUGGAUCGCCGCGAACCACAGCCUGUGUUACUUCAGCGUGAAGGAGAACAAGCGCCUGGUCCUCAUCGACGGCAUGAAGCUGACCACCGGCACGGUGCAGAUGGCGAGCGGGUUCGCCAAGCCCUUCGCGUUCGAGGUGACCACGAAAUCUGACGCAGAGGAUACCGAGAUGGACGUUUACCGAUUGGCGGCCGAGUCGGAGGAGUCACUCGGCGUCUGGACGAAGACGCUCAAGAACGCUUCCCAGACGGACAUGGUCGUUAGCAUGAAGCUCGGCGCCCAGAUGGCCAAGGACAUCGAGGCUUACAAGAUGACGGUGAAGAACCGCAGAAUGAAGGUAGACGAGGGGGAAGCCCAGGAGCAGUACGAGCCCCUCUUCAAGGGAAAGCUGAGGAAGUUGAAGACGGAGGGCGACCGUCAGAAGAAGGAGGACUGGUUCGAGCGCGAGAUGUGGAUAGCAAAGAAUGGUUGCUUAAUGUAUUACAGCCCCAAGGAGGAGCGCGAGCUCAUUUAUUACACGCAGUCGGACGUGGCCAGAGCGAAAGUGGAGAAGAUCAAUGAGGGGGAGGCCUGUCAUAGCCACUGUUUCCGAGUGAUCCUGCCCCCCGCCAACAACGUGGAGUUCACGCCUGGCGAAUUUUCCGCGGAUUCUGAGGGCAUCCGGCAACAAUGGCUGGAGCAGCUGGCAAAGUUCCGUGCCUAG